AUGUGCGACCUGGUAUCCCGUUCGAGCGACGAGGAUUCCGUCUUCUCGGACUUGCUGUGUUCUCGUUUUCGAGGACGAGUUAUGAUCCGAAUACUGCAUAUGACUGUGGUGGACAUUUGUCGGCUAUCUUCACGGUCAUUAGACAUCCCUAUCAGAUAUCGACCCGAUUUUGCUGCACUGGAAGUUCUCAAAAUAGCUGCCAUGGUCAGUGCUGAGGUCUUUGUGGACAGAAUGGUCACAAUGGUCACAAUGGUCAAACCGAAAUAUGGCGCCAAGUUCAUGCGAUCCGGAUCGAUUCGUACACACAUGGCCAGCUUGGUAAAACUGUUUAACGAGGACAUGGAGCAUACAAUUCAAACAAGAAAGAUCGACCCUGUGACAAUUGCUUCCCCAUACUGGCAUUACUUCGUGAGUGUCCAUCCUUUUGUUGAUAGCAAUGGGAGAAUGUGCAGACUCAUUCUGGACACUGUCUUACUCAAGUUUACCGGCAUCUGCACCUCGGUAGGAGUCGAAGCCAAAGAACGGGAGGAUUGGACAAUGUUGUCCUAG
This is a messenger RNA of Exophiala xenobiotica, 549 nucleotides long. RefSeq lists its product as uncharacterized. Bases 1 to 549 code for a protein of 182 amino acids. The record is from RefSeq and is a predicted model, not a curated record. The transcript has a single exon. NCBI's taxonomy places the organism in Eukaryota, Fungi, Ascomycota, Eurotiomycetes, Chaetothyriales, Herpotrichiellaceae.